AUGCAAGAUGUGUUAGAUGAAGAUUCACAGAUGAGCGACUGGCUGAUCGAGAGGGACUCAAAGCUGGGUGUGGUGCUUCAUGAUCGUCUGAUGACCGACGCCGCGCUUGGCGCAGCUCCUAUAAAGACUGAACACUCCUACAGCCUCCACUCCGAUGUUGAAUCAUCACCACCCUCGCCACACCACACCAAAGUUGACGAUAUGGAAGACGAAUGCUAUCCCGCCAUUCCAGCCAGUGCUUGGCGGAGUCGCCGGCGUUCAAGUGACUCCAGUCCCGAAGUGAAGGCGGAGCCCAAGUCUGAACCGGAGUCGCCAGCCUCAUCGUGUCCACCGUCACCUACACCCACUAUGUCCACUGUCGACUAUGUUAUAGACCACACUACCGGCACAAUCCAUAUGCCGCAAGCUGUGCUGCAGAAAGUCGGCGCCGCUGGCGUGCCGCAAAUACUAUUAAGUGCCGCGCCACGUAUCGCAAACUCACUCAACAACAACAAACUGUCAAUCAAAGUCACCUCAUCGGGUACAUCAGGUUUCAACCUCCCCCCCACUCCUCCGUCUUCUCUAUCGUCUUCUGACAGUGAGGGGGCCCUCUCUCCGUCCCACGAGCCCCCCGCGCCCACAACCCCCGCGCCCCCGCGCCGCUCACACCUGUACGUGUCACAUCACUCCAGGCAGCCCAUCAACACACCACUCAUCAGCAGCCAGCCGAAAGGAUCCACUGGCACAUUAGUUUUAACAGAGGAAGAGAAACGCACGUUACUAGCCGAAGGUUACCCGGUGCCGACUCGUCUACCGCUCACCAAGGCCGAGGAGAAGUCGCUCAAGAAAGUCAGGAGGAAAAUUAAGAAUAAGAUUUCUGCACAAGAAAGUAGACGCAAGAAGAAAGAAUACAUGGACCAAUUAGAGAGGAAAGUUGAAAUAUUAGUAUCAGAGAACACAGACUAUAGGAAGAGGGUCGAGACAUUGGAGAGCACCAACGCUAAUCUAUUGAGUCAGCUGGCAGCCCUGCAGGCGCUGGUGAGGGGCGCCAGGAAGUGA
This is a messenger RNA of Danaus chrysippus (African queen), 1038 nucleotides long. Lineage: Eukaryota; Metazoa; Arthropoda; Insecta; Lepidoptera; Nymphalidae. The record is from the annotation of a GenBank genome assembly.